Vicia faba (fava bean) is the source of this 519-nucleotide messenger RNA. NCBI's taxonomy places the organism in Eukaryota, Viridiplantae, Streptophyta, Magnoliopsida, Fabales, Fabaceae. The record is from the annotation of a GenBank genome assembly.
AUGUUCAUAACAUUGCGCCUUAUGUUACUAUUAAUCAUUGCAAUAUUCCUUUCACUCUUAACAAAUACUAGCCAAAUGGUAUAUCCAAAAGGAAACAACAUCAACAACAACAAUAUGUUAAGGAAGCAUGCAGUGUCACAAGGUGAAGUUAAGAAUGUUCAAGCAUAUCUUAAGAACUUAAAGUCGAGCGGGAACAUGAAAGGAAGAAACAAAGUCGCGCUUUUGGAUUGUAUAGAGACUUUUGGCUAUGCACUUGAUGAGCUUCACAAAUCACUUGGUGUGCUUAGAAGGUUAAGCAAAAAGACUUUUAGUACACAAAUGGGAGAUCUUAAUACAUGGAUUAGUUCAGCGCUUACCGAUGAAGAUACUUGUCUUGAUGGAUUUGAAGGUGAAAAUGAAAGGCGAAUUAAAUUGCUGCAAAACAAGGUUCAGAAUGUUUCUUAUAUAACAAGUAAUGCUCUUGCUCUUGUUAACAAACUUGCUUCUACAGGUUUCGAAAGUAGUAUUAUUGAUCCAUAG